This is a messenger RNA of Closterium sp. Naga37s-1, 250 nucleotides long. The record is from the annotation of a GenBank genome assembly. NCBI's taxonomy places the organism in Eukaryota, Viridiplantae, Streptophyta, Zygnematophyceae, Desmidiales, Closteriaceae.
UGUCCAUUCAUCCCUUUUCAUGUCUGCGCCUUCACACUUGCGUGUGCACCCUCUGCACAUCGCUCUCCCACGCUCACGCCUCAUCUCUGCACUUGCCGGUCCCUGCCUCCUCCCUACUUGCCAUGCUCCAUGCGGCACACCGCAGGUGUCUCGCCUGCCCGUGGUGGCUCGGCUCCCUGAUGGGCGCAGGACGCUCACCGGCAUCAUCACAUGCAGCGACAUUCUCAGGCACACUCUCCUUCUGCUAUAG